AUGACCGGAUUCUUCAACAAAGGACAUCAUGGAGAACCCAUCAAGCGCUCGCACAUUUGGUUUGACGAUGGAAGCAUCAUCAUCCAAGCUGAAGAUACCCAGUUCUGCGUACACAAAUCAGUGGUCUUGAAACACUUUCCCACCUUGAAUGAUUUCGUUCCUUCUCCAGGCCCACCAUCCGCCAACGGAUGUUCUGUCAUCUGGCAUCUCUCUGACUCUGCCGAGGACUGGGAGAACCUGCUCACCGUGUUCUACGACACCCUGCCGACAUGCACGACGAAAGAUCUCAUUUCUUUUCGUCUCCUCGCAGCGAUGCUUCGUCUAGGGGACAAGUACAACGGUCACAAUGUUCGAGAGGAAGCGUUAAAGUUCCUCCGGUACGAGUUUCCUCAAAACCUCGAAGAUUGGAUGGGCGUCUGGGGAACGAAAGUAUUCCCGUAUCCUGAAUCCGAAUUUGACUUUAUCAACCUUGCUCAAGAGGUCGACUUGCACUCUGUGCUUCCUGCGAUGUAUUAUACUUGCGUCAAAUACGAAAAGCUGAAUGACGUCUUCCACGGUUAUACAAACACAGACGGGAGCAUAACGCAACUUUCACCAAAAGUACAAGCGUGCCUAGCAAUCGGACGAGAACAACUCGCAUAUGCACUCAAAAGGCACACCUUCAGCUGGCUAUACAACAAAAGAAUCAUCCCCUGCCCACGAUGCUCUUCCCAAAAGGAGUGCGCCGCAGCUCGAAACCACCUGAUCCGCAAAGUGUGGAUGCCCGUCCCUAAUAUCGGGUUGGCCCUCAAUGUGUGGGAUCGAGGAGAGUUUGCGUCGGGGCUUUGUAGCGUGUGCGCGUAUACGGCUGAGAAGCUUUUCCGUUCUGGUCAAGACAAGCUGUGGGAUGAGCUUCCAUCGUAUUUUGGGUUGCCUAGCUGGGAUGAUCUGCAGGAUUUCGAUGAUUCUGGUUCCUCCCUCUUGCCGUCGUCGUAA
Laccaria bicolor S238N-H82 is the source of this 975-nucleotide messenger RNA. RefSeq lists its product as uncharacterized. The transcript is spliced from 3 exons. The record is from RefSeq and is a predicted model, not a curated record. The coding region runs from base 1 to 975 and encodes 324 amino acids. NCBI's taxonomy places the organism in Eukaryota, Fungi, Basidiomycota, Agaricomycetes, Agaricales, Hydnangiaceae.